UGCAGACCCAUGGCCCUAUGCACAAGAGUCCGCUAAAUUUGAAAAGCCCAAAUGCGCAUAUGGGCCACCAGCCAUUUGAUUGGACUGUACUGCUAACCGUCCGAGAUGCGAAUCCCCAAGCCAUCAAACAUACGGUUAAUACUUCCCGCCAUCGGGAACACCGCAGCAACAAAUCAGAGCCUCUGAAUUCUCAUAGACCAGAUAACGCUAUAGCAAAGAAGAGCCUCAUCAGUCUCCUCCUGCUCCAGAGCUUCCCAAACGGCCACCAAUGGCCGCUCUAUUCGGCGUAUCCUCAACUCCUAGUGCCGCCUUCGGAAUCCGUACGAUUCCAUCGAGAAGAACCAGCUACGCCACGAGAAUCUCCUGCGUCGCAUGGGAUCCGGAGGGAUUAUUAGGGGCACAGAAGACAACGGGACACUUAGCUCGCCUCGAGUUCAAGAGACGACUUGAGAAGGACGCCGACGCUCGCGAGGCGUUUGAGAACCAUGUCCGCGAAGAGAAAGAGCGUCGCCGAGCACUUCGCGAAUCUCGGGCGAUACCUGAUACUGCGGCGGAACUGAUAGAGUACUUCCUCGACACUGAAGCUCAGGAGAUCGAGUAUGAAAUUGCCAGGCUUAGGCCACGACUGAACGAUGACUUUUUUGGACAUCUGCAAUUUGAACUUGGGCAGCUUCGUUUUGCUGUUUCAAAGACUGAGGACAUGGAAGACAGAGUGGUUGAAUUGGAAACCUUGCAGAAGGCGCUGAAGGAAGGAAUAGAAGCAUAUGAUCGGAUGCAAGGCGAGCUUGUAACAGCGAGGAAAAGCUUAACCACAAUCUUGACAUCCAAGGACAUUAAAGCCACGCUAUUGGAUAUGGUUGAGAAGAAUGAACUCAAUAGAUCCUUAUUGACACUUCUGGAUGAAAACAUUUCAAGUGCCCAAAAAGGCAAUCAGGUAGCAUUUUCUUUGCCCAUUUCUUCGUUUUUUCUGUAGUUGUGGCUGUUGGCCUGUCUUUGUGAGUUCUUAGGACUUGUCUACCAUGUAGUUUCUUACCUAAACCUCUCCCUUGCCAGUGUUUUGUACUUGAAAUAUUAGAACUGCAUGACAGAUAAUUGUGGAGGGAUGGGUAAUGAAAUUGUUGAAGUAUAAUCUCAGAGUGGAAUCUGAACGAGCACUAAAUGAAAGAAGCAGCUGAUUUCAUGGAAAAAAUCCGUGGGGCUGUUCUAAAGUACGUGACUGUGUAAUACUCAGGUGGAAAAGAAAACACUACUCUCUCUCUCUCUCUGAGUCUGUUUUUAUAUCUGAGUUAGGCCGUUCCAGAUUUUGUAUCCUAGUGUUAAAGCAAUGGUGGUGAGUUAUGCUCGUUUU
Messenger RNA from Linum tenue, 1348 nucleotides. The record is from the annotation of a GenBank genome assembly. NCBI's taxonomy places the organism in Eukaryota, Viridiplantae, Streptophyta, Magnoliopsida, Malpighiales, Linaceae.